AAAUAGUAUUAGCAACAUUAAAUAUGGUAGUAGCAGCAUUAAUAGCAUUAGUGAUGAUUGUGAUAACAUAUGUAAUAACGGUAGUAGCAUUGGUAGUAUUGACGGUAUUAAUGGUAGUGAUAACAUUAGCAACAUUGAUGAUGAUAAUAAUAUAUUAGUAGCAACAUUGACAGCAUUAGACAUGAUAGUGGCAGCAUUAGUAGCAUUAGUGGUGGUAGUAAUAUAUGUAGUAGCAGCAGUAAUAUUGGUAGUAUUGACAAUAUUAAUGCGUAGUGGUAGUAGCAUUAGUAGAAUUGAUAGUGGUGGUGAUGACAUAUACAACAGUGGUAGUAAUAUUGGUAGUAUUGGUAUCAUUAAUAGUGGUAGUAACAUUAGUAGUAGCAUUGAUAGUGGUAAUAACAUAUCAACAGCAGCAUUGACAACAGCAUCAUUGGCAGCAUUGGAUGUGGUGGUAGUAGCAUUAGUAAAAUUA
This is a messenger RNA of Funneliformis caledonium, 472 nucleotides long. NCBI's taxonomy places the organism in Eukaryota, Fungi, Glomeromycota, Glomeromycetes, Glomerales, Glomeraceae. The record is from the annotation of a GenBank genome assembly.